Messenger RNA from Rhinichthys klamathensis goyatoka, 3363 nucleotides. RefSeq names its product leptin receptor (gene lepr). The coding region runs from base 58 to 3297 and encodes 1079 amino acids. Gene Ontology annotation, biological process: cytokine-mediated signaling pathway. NCBI's taxonomy places the organism in Eukaryota, Metazoa, Chordata, Actinopteri, Cypriniformes, Leuciscidae. The transcript has 18 exons. Gene Ontology annotation, cellular component: external side of plasma membrane; membrane. Gene Ontology annotation, molecular function: cytokine receptor activity; protein binding. The record is from RefSeq and is a predicted model, not a curated record.
GACCAUUCCAGCAUGGAAGAAGAUAGUGAGUCAUAUCCUUACUGAACCAUUUUACAGAUGUCCUCUCUUUCCCACAGGUUUUUGUUUAUCACGCUUCAGCUUCUAGCGAAUUUCAUUACCAUUUCACAAGGUCUUGCUGCUCUGAGUCCUUCAGAUGGCAGGGGUGGUGUUUAUGAAGACCUGAAGUGGACGUCUCUGCUAUGUUGUGAGCUGCCCUUUGCUCAGACAGUUGACAGUGGUCUUUCAGAACACCAACCUGCAGAACCGUGUCAGCUGCUAAAUGCUACAAAACCGGAAUCCUCUAGUAAAUCACUCACCCUUUCUGGAAACUGUUUGGACAUCCAGUGCUGGCUUGAAGGUGAACGGACAAAUUUGAUUUGUAAUGCAAAGAGCCACAGAGCAGCAGCCGCUGCCAGUCUGUUCACUGUUAGUCCUCAACAAUUAGUUCUACAGAUGGAUAUACUUUCAGACAAAAACCAUCCUGCUCAGUGUGCCGGGGAAGAUACUGCCACGUGCUCAGUUUCUCUUCAUGGCAAUGAUGCAACUGUCUCGUUGACCCUCAGUAUAUCUGUGAAUGGGACUACUGCACUGUCACCGAAGAUGCAAAUCAGCACAUAUCAUCUAAGAAGACCAGACCCACCUUUCAAUCUGCAUUACAAUGUGACGAAAGAAGGCGAAGUCAUUUUCAGAUGGAGUGGCACACAACCUGACAGUGAUGCCAUAAACUAUGAGAUCCGAUACUCUUCCAAUUCCUCGCUUCAGCAGUGGGAGGUGGUGAAGGUCAGAGGUUGUUCAUGGGUACCUCUGAAUGAGCUCAGUUCUGGGAUCAGAUACAUAGUCCAAGUGCGCUGCCAAAACUACUUAAACUACUGGAGUGAAUGGAGCCAACCUUUCUAUUUCACACUAGAUGUCAGUUACAUCCCUGCUGAAGUCUUCACGACGCCCGGUUCAGAGGUAACGGUUUAUGCCGUCUUCCACAACCGCAGCUGGAAUGCGAGUCAGGCUGUGUGGAUGCUAAACGGGCAACAGAAGAUUCCGGAAAGCCAGUACAGGGUGAUCAACGAUCAGGUUAGCGCAGUCACUAUGAAGGUAGAUGAACCCGGGUUUGAUGUUCUGAUGUGCUGCCAGCCGUGGGGAGAGAGGUUCAAAUGCAGCAUCGCCUAUGCCAAAAUAUACACAGAAGGGAGGUUCAAUGCGGAUAUUACCUGCGAGAGCAAGAAUUCAAUGGUGGACACCAUGAGGUGUGAGUGGAAUAAAAGUGUUUGGGCACAGGUCAGACUCCUUUACAGACAAUAUACCUCAAUAUGUGAAACCAUAGCAAAGACGCAGGGCAGUGAAGAAGCUGAAGAAAACAUGUCUUUGGUAAAGGAGUGCCCAUCUGGAGCAGGAGACCACAGAGAAUGCACUUUAAGCGACCUUAGCUUGUUCUUUUGCUACAAAAUCUGGUUGGAAGUGGAAGGAGGGCGUGGCAAAGUGAGAUCACUUCCUGUCUAUGUUUUACCCAUUGACUAUGUGAAACCAUCUCCUCCCUCAGUCCUUGAAGCGAUCACUUUGCCAAACAAAACCUUGAGCGUAAAGUGGAAACCUCCCCAUUUACCUGCAUACGACAUGGAGUAUGAGCUGCGCUUCGUGCCUUUGCGUGGGAUGGCAAAUGUGCAAUGGGAGGUCAUCAGUUCUCUAUUGGAACCACAGGCAGAGAUUCCGCUUGAAGAUUCCUGUGUUCAGUUUAAAGUAGAAGUUCGCUGUAAAAGACUGAAUGGCUCUGGAUACUGGAGUGACUGGAGCAGGAGUCACACUUCGAUGGUUUACAACAGGAAAGCACCAGAAAUGGGACCAGACUUCUGGCGCGUUCUACAAGAGGAUCCUGUUAGGAAUGUGACAAAUGUCACACUGAUCUUUAAGCAGCCUGUCCUAGCAGGAGAUCCAUAUAGUUGUGUGGAGGAUCUCGUGAUUGAACACCAGGCCUCAGGUGGAGCCGUGUGGUCAAAAGAAACAACCUUGGCUCAGUUUCACUCGUUCCAGUGGAGGAAGGAAGUGCACACAGUCACUGUAAUGUCUCGCAACGCUUUGGGCAUCUCUACACGGAAUAGCAACAUGACGCUGUUACAUCAACCCAAACGACGAUGUGUACGUUCGUUCAGCGCAGUUGCAAAUGUGAGCUGUGUGCAUCUCUCCUGGAGCCUGUUACCUGAUCAGCCGGUGCCUCAGUCAUUUGUCAUCGAAUGGUUAGACCUGAACAAAGACCCUAAACAGGACGGAUCUCUAACUGAGAGGCUACAGUGGGUCAGAGUUCAGUCCGCAUCGAGGGAUCUCUCUCUUUGCCGUCGUUUUUAUGGCUCAGAGAAGUUCACAUUGUAUCCAGUGUUUGUGGAUGGUGAGGGGGAGCCGGUUCGAUACACAGCUACUAGGGGCAACCCUGCAGCGUACAUACUGCUAUUGAUCAUUGCGUUCCUGUCAGUGGUGCUGUUUGUCACACUCAUGAUGUCACAAAACCAGAUGAGAAAACUCAUGUGGAAGGAUGUUCCAAAUCCCAACAACUGCUCCUGGGCCAAAGGAAUGGACUUCAGGCAGAUUGACACCAUGGAGAACUUGUUCCCUCACCCAGAAGGUCUCACUGCCUGUCCGCUGCUGCUGGUCUCUGAGAGCAUCUGUGAGGUGGAAAUCGAGAAAUCCCCUCCCCUCAUGCUUGAACAUGAAAAAGAAAAUGAAGUUCUCAUUUAUAACUCUGGAGAACAGGAAACCACAGACUCCUCUGAACCUUUAUCACUGGAGGCUUCCACUGCCGCUGCUACCCCAGAAACAUCAGGCCAGUCCUCAGUGACAUACUCGACCGUUCUCCUCUCCGAUCAGCCUGCUCUCCUUCGAAAGCAGCAGGAGAGUCUGAGCAGCUCCAGCGACGAAGGCAACUUCUCUGCCAACAACUCAGACAUUUCUGGCUCCUUCCCUGGAGGACUCUGGGACAUGUGCUCGGACAGCACCAAUCCUCGCCAUUCCAGCUCCUACAACUCCGUGGAAGAGUUCUCGGAAACAUCGGAACAAGAUUAUGAAGCAUCGGAAAGCAUUGGUGUAGCCAAAGACCUCUACUACCUCAAGAUGAAUGAGGAGGAGAAGCAGGAAGGAGAAGAGGAUAUUGAGGAAGCACAGGAUGGACAGGAUAGGAUUGAGAUAGUUAUGAGGGUGGACGCCAGGCCUCUUCUGGAAGGCAAAAAUUCCACAGCCGUCGAUUCCAAUAAUGUAUCUCAUAGCAUUCCACUUUAUCUGCCUCAGUUUCGAACUGACUGCAUUAAUCCACCCUGAAAUAAUGAGAACAGCACCACCUGGUGGUAAUGUGGGAUAAUUUUAUUCCUCACUGGAUGGAAGUCC